This is a messenger RNA of Arabis nemorensis, 780 nucleotides long. Lineage: Eukaryota; Viridiplantae; Streptophyta; Magnoliopsida; Brassicales; Brassicaceae. The record is from the annotation of a GenBank genome assembly.
AUGGAAAAUCCUGCAACCUAUUUUGAACCAUUGGAUUUGAUGGUAAUCUCACAAAACAUCAAACAAGGAUCCGACUUCCUCCAUGCCCUUGAAGCUUUGCAAGAUAGAUAUUACAAUCUUGUUUUAGUUCUGUCUCAUGAGCUCUCAACAACUACUGAGCUACCUAUUGUAUACUGGGAAUGUCUUUUGAUGUAUCUACAUCAUGGAAGAGACCACGACUGGUAUUAUGAUCAAGGAACCUUCCAAAGGCUUGUACAUAAGCCCAAGAGCAUAGAGGAGACUGGUCAUCUUCCUAAAGGAAUUGUUCAUGUGUAUUCCGGAGAUGAUAAUUGCUGGGCAGGGUCUGAUAUACUCGUCUUCUGGAAUGCCGAGGACUCAAUCAAUAGAGUUUAUGAUCUUUAUUGCCAUAUCAAUCGUGCCUUGAACACCAAGGGUUAUCUUGGUAAGGUGUCAAUCAUGGCGUAUACUGACAAUAAAGAGUUUACAAUCCCUUACGGGUCUUAUGCCCUGGAAAAAUUAACCAAAGGAGAUGAUGGAUACGCCAAAGUUACUAGGAUGUUCUUGGACAUGCUAUUCCUUGUAAUGAACAAGGAUGAGCCUACUCAUUUCAUUAUGAUCUCCAGACCUUCUCAAUACAUCAUGACUAAGUGGGCCAAUGUCGUUCGACCGUUAGAAGCCAGAGGUUCCAAUGUGAUCCUUGGAGCCUCUGAUGCGAUCCAAUUACCAUUCUCCAUUGACAGCUUAAUACGUCUUUGCAAAGACGGACCACGUUUUUCUUGA